AUGCUGCUCGCCCUUCUCCAGAUUCUUCCUUCUGGGGCGCACGCGCUUCGGCGGCAGGCUGCCCUUCGGCACGCGCGAGCCUGCUUGCAGGCGAAAGCCCACCCAGUCGCCCUUUUGUGCGGAUCAUGCGCAUGCCGAUCCGCGUUCGGCGCUUUCUGCAGGCACAGGUUUGCCAUCUCGUGGGUGUUUGGUGAAGAUGGCCGACCAGCUGCCCAGCUCGUUUUUCUUUCCGUGGUCCGCGCCGCGUGGAACAUGUCCACGUACGAGCACCCGUCCACGGAGCUGGGUUUCGGAACGUGCCCUUGA
Prorocentrum cordatum is the source of this 306-nucleotide messenger RNA. Lineage: Eukaryota; Dinophyceae; Prorocentrales; Prorocentraceae. The record is from the annotation of a GenBank genome assembly.